This is a messenger RNA of Scomber scombrus (Atlantic mackerel), 1973 nucleotides long. It is a transcript of the gene hoxb2a, whose product is annotated as homeobox B2a. The record is from RefSeq and is a predicted model, not a curated record. Gene Ontology annotation, molecular function: DNA binding; DNA-binding transcription factor activity, RNA polymerase II-specific. Gene Ontology annotation, biological process: regulation of DNA-templated transcription. The transcript has 2 exons. Lineage: Eukaryota; Metazoa; Chordata; Actinopteri; Scombriformes; Scombridae. Bases 1 to 1335 code for a protein of 444 amino acids.
AUGAAUUUUGAAUUUGAGAGGGAGAUCGGUUUUAUAAACAGCCAGCCGUCCCUAGCAGAGUGUCUGACGUCCUUCCCCGCCGUCCUGGAGUCAUUUCAAACUUCAUCAAUCAAGGAGUCGACAGUAAUUCCGCCUCCCUUCGAGCACACCAUCCCCAGCCUCAGCCCCUGCACAGCCAGCCAGCCGAGACCGGCUGUUAGGAGCCAGCAGAACCGGAGGACCUCCGCCACUAAUGGCCUCCAGACGCACCACCGAGCCGCCCAGCAGCCCUGCCCGGCUGGCCAGGCCCCUGCCCCGGCCAAGGCCACCUCGGCAGGUCCGCUGGCACACGAGUUCCCCUGGAUGAAGGAGAAGAAGUCAUCCAAGAAGUGCCCCAAACCUGGGAGCAGCUCCAGCGGUGGAGGACCCAUCAUCCCCCCCGCCUCGUCUUCCCCGUCGCCGACCGCCUCCGGGUACGCUUCGGCGGGCAUCGAGUCACCCACAGCUGCAGAUCCGAGCCAGGCGGGUCUGGAUAGUGGAGGAGCCGGGUCCCGCCGGCUGCGAACCGCCUACACCAACACGCAGCUGCUGGAGCUGGAGAAGGAGUUUCACUUCAACAAGUACCUAUGCCGACCCAGGAGGGUGGAGAUCGCCGCUCUUUUGGAUCUGACCGAGCGGCAGGUUAAAGUUUGGUUCCAGAACCGCCGGAUGAAACAUAAGCGCCAGACGCACCACCGGGACGGAGGCGGAGGCCACGAAUCCAGCGACCCGGGCGGGUUUGAACCGCUGGAAGGCGCCGACGCCUCUUCUCCGUACUCAAGCCAGCCGCUGGAAGCAUCAGGCACUGGGGAAGUUACAUCGGAGGGAGAGCCGGGGAGCAGCAAUCCAUCUUCGGCCUCGGCUUCCACCUCCCACACUAAUGACAGCGGGGACAAUGCACAGCCCACGCCGGAGGAGGGCGGCCGUUUGAGCUGUCCUGAACGCCCACAGCUGCCAAGGGCAUCUGGCUGCUCUGACUCUGCUUCGACCCACCACUCUCCGCCGGCGUUCACCGCCACAAACUCCGCUGACAACCCGGGCCUGAUGCAUCUGAGCGAGGCCGGGCCCGCAGCACCGUCCGACCCGGCGUACUCUGAGCAGCGGGAUUCCUCCAUCACCUCCUCCUCAUGUGUUCCUCCUGCUGCCGCCUCCUCAUCCUCAUCUUCGCUUCCAGACCUGGCCUUCUUUGCCGGGGACGCCUGCCUGUCACCCAGCCUGCAGAGCAGCUUGGAUAGCCCGGUGGAUUUCUCCGAGGAGGACUUCGACCUGUUCACAAGCACACUGUGCACCAUAGACCUGCAGCACCUCAACUUCUGAGGUUCAAGCUCAAACGUUCAGAGACAAACGAAAAAGAAUUGCUAAAUGAAAAGCCGCAUGAAGGAGGGAUGGACGGGGCUGUGUGGAGGAACAAUCGGAGCGGAGGAGACGCACUCAGCGAGGACUCUGUUUUAAAAGCAGAAAAGCUUCUCGGCAACAUUCCUGAAACAUUUCUGAAUGAAAAAAUGAUGUUCAUUUUUAAAUAUAUUUUUUCGUCUUCUUGCUGGUUUUUUAUUUUGCGACUAUAAGGUAGUUUAAGGUGAUUUUAAAAAUGAAGUUUUUAUUUUUAAAUUCCAACGAAGGGAAUUUUUUGUUUUUGUUUUUUUCAACGAUCAAAACAUAGCGGAUUUUUUUCUCUUCCCUUGUCCAAAUUUCAGGUAUUUAUUACCUUUCUUGUUUUGGUUUUUUUUUUUUUUUUUUUUUAAAUUCAUUCUUAAAAUGAUUAAUCUUUAUCAGUAUGUGUGGAUUUGUUUCCUAUAUCGUCCAUUCUGGUGCAGCUUCAUGGAUCCUUAAUAACUUCUCAGGAACUGUUCACGGAGUCUAUAGGUGCAGAUCGCUGGAGCGCUUUUAGAGAAAAUCUGAAGAAUGAAAUUCAUUCUCUCUCUUUGAACGAGGCGAGACGAGACGGAAGCCCUGCU